AUGUUAGCACUUGACAAUGUUGAAAAUCAAAUGUCUGGUGCAGAUCUAGAACAACAGCCUUUAAACGAAUCAAAUACUGCUUUAAAUGAUAAUAUGGACUCCAACACUCCAAAUGAAGUAUCUCCAACUCUAGCAAAAUCAGAGCAGGGUUCUGAGAAAUACUUGGCUAAAAAGCUCACUGAAAGUAAGCAGGCUUCGACUGCAUUAUUGACUUUCGACGCAACUGAAAACUCGCGUCAUUCAUUGAACGUGUCUGAAGAAGCGCCCAUCCAGGAUGAUGCACUGGUAGAAAACGAGUCAAGAUUUUCCAAAACUAGUGCUAUUUCUUAUACGGAUGCUUGCUUUCUUGAUUGCUUGAAAAGGAUAAAAAAGGUUAUUACCUUGGAAAACUACGAUGAAAAGAUGUGGACGCCUGAGCAUGAAAAUACCCUUCGCGAGUUUAUUUGCUCGCCCAGCUUAUCCAAGGUUGUCAUGUUUAUGGACGAGGCUAACAACUCUCCACAGUUUAUUGUACAAGCGGCACUUCCAACCACUUCCAAUCACUUUAAGGAACUCAUGUACUUUAUUCGCGAUUCUCUGAUUGAUGGUGAGAUUCUAACCAAAACAAACUUUGAGCAAAAGGUGCAGUACGGCAGUGUAUCCAAAAAUGCAGCUGAUGGUUUACUACGUUUAAUGCAGGGUGUAUAUGUGCCUGUGUUUCUUGAAAAUAAGCGAUGGCCAGAUAGCGUGCGCAAGGAGUUCAAUAGUCAGCUACAUAAAUUCAUGGCGUUUUUAACAGACACUACUUUUCAAAUGAAAGGACACACAGUUCUCUACGUACCUAAAGAAGAUUUAUCAGUUUCUGAGACUACUCUAAAAAGUAAUGAUGUAGUACAACGUCUCGAGUCAUUAUUGAUCCACUGGACUCGCCAAAUCAAAGAUGUUGUCAACAAUCAACAUACUCUGGAAACUACUGAAAAUUCGGGUCCCUUGCAAGAGAUUCAGUUUUGGAGCAGUCGGUGCGAUGAUCUCUCAGGAAUCUCAAAACAGCUUGAUCGUCCAGAUGUGCAGCAGAUAAUCCGUGCCUUAGAAAUGGCCAAGUCGUCCUAUUUGGAACAGUUUCUGCGAUUGUCUAAUCUAAUUCAUGAGGGAACUAUUCAAGCUCAAGACAAUUUAAAGUUUUUGUCGACGCUUCAGGAACCUUGCCAACUGCUUGCAGAGGCCGAGCCUAAAAACAUUCCCGAAAUUCUCCCCAAGCUGCUUAACUGCAUUCGUUUAAUAUGGGCAAACUCCAAAUACUACAAUACCAAAGAGCGCAUGACUAGUCUAAUGAGGAAAGUCAGCAAUGAAAUUAUUCGAAGAUGCUGCGUCAAAAUUUCUCUCGAGGAUAUAUUCCAUGGAGAUGUUCAAACAAGCAUGUCGAGUCUUCAAGACAGCAUAGUAUGUGGCGAAUCAUGGAAGCAAAUAUAUAAGCGCACCUGCAACCAUAUUGCCAAGUAUUCCAAAGGCAGUUGGGAUUUGGAUCAAAGUAGCAUUUUUGCUCAGAUUGAUGCAUUUGUUCAGCGUUGUCGUGAUUUAUUAGAAGUAUGUGAAGGCCAGAUCCAGUUUGCAAGAAAGCUAUCUGGAGGUGAAAAAGCACCCAUUCCUUUUUUUGGAGGUUCUCAUGGCUCCGAAAUUGCCAAAAGUCUUGAGGAUAUUGAACUAGCUUUUGAAAAACUGCUUUCAAACCUUUGGGAUAUAAGAUGGCAUAUUUUGAAUGUAAAAGCAACUCGCUGGCACGAUGACUACAACAGCUUUAAGCAAGGGGUAAAAGAUUUAGAGGUAAUGAUGCAAAAUGUCAUUAUAUCAGCUUUUGAGAAUGCCAUGACAGUUGAAACUGGAGUAGAGCUUCUCGAUAUUUUCCACCAUCUGGCCAAGAGAGAGGCUAUAAAGAGAACCGUCGAAAAAAAGAAUGCCGAUGUGUAUCAGAUUCUUUUACAGGAAUUGAAUAUUGUAAAGAUCGAGUUUGAAACGCAUCGAAAAACGCCAGAUGUAUUACGAUCUCAACCAGACUAUGCUGGCUCUGCCUAUUGGGCACGUGCCCUACUUCGACGCAUUCAAGUGUCUAUGGGCUGUCUUUCAAAUGCAUAUUAUCUACCGUACACUAUUUUAUCUGAAGAGGCCAAGGCCCAGUUUGAGCCUCUUGCUGCGUCACUCGAAGAAUAUAUUUCACGAACACACACCGAAUGGGUUGCAAGUCUAGGCACCGCACUGGCUGAAAAGCUUGAAGGAGUGUUGAUGACACACAAGCCGGGUGAACGACUUGAGAUGAAGUUUGACAAGGAUCUUUCAAGGCUUUUUUCUGAAAUAACGUAUUUCCAAAAACUCAAAUGUGAUAUUCCAUUCCACGUCCAAGAAAUCUACAGUAAAAAAGAAGAGCUUCGCAUUCUAAAAGAAAAUGUGCUUCUUGUAAUUCGCGACUACAAUACCAUUAUGGAGACUAUUACACCAGAGCAGCAUUGGAUCUUUAAAGAACGGAUUAGAUUUUUAGAUCGCAAGAUAAACCCCGGGGUGACAAGCCUUACCUGGGCAUCCAAGGGAAUUUCCGAGUUUUUUGUAAAGGAAUGCCGCCGUCAUUCCCAUGAUGUUCAACGAACAGUAUCUGAUUUUCUGGAAGCCGACAAGCGUAUUCAUAUGCACUGCCAGACAAUUGCUCAAACUUCACUAUGGCAAAUAGAAAACAAGCGUAUCUACGAUCUCGAGACAUUUAAACAGCUACAGCAGAAUCAUCAAGCUAUAAUGCAGGAGCGCUUGAGCAGUGCAUGUCAGGAGAUAAAAAGCACACUGGAGCAAGCUUAUGAGGUAUUUCGAAACGACGGAAAGGAUGUUUAUUCUCACUGGAUUCGUUACAUUGAAAGUAUUGAUACCAAGCUAGAAGAUGCCUUACGAUCCGCUGUACGCCGCUCUCUUUUAGAAAUAUCCAAAGCUAUCAACGGAGAAGGCAAAAAUCGAGAUGGAGGAUGUGAAGUUCACCCAUUGUUUAAAGUCAAUGUGAUACUUGAUACACAAAAAGUAGAUUUUAGCCCAACUCUUCAACGACUUGAAGACACGGUCAAUAGGUUUGCACAAGAUAUGAUUUCCACCGUCAAAGUCAUUCCUCGCUUGGCUGAAUUGCUUAUAACGGAUGCUUUACACAGCAACAGGAGCAGUGCUUACAAUGUUAUUUCUAGUGAAGAAGACAUUAUCAAGAUUCUUUCUGGUAUUCAGGUGGGAAUGUCAAGCAAUGCCACCAAAUGUCAGGCAUACUUGCGAAACUGGGAUUCAUAUCGUGAAAUUUGGGAAAUCAACAAAGAUGCUUUUAUUCGUCGAUAUGCAAAAUUGAAACCGGCUCUUUCUACUUUUGAUGCCGAUAUAAAUCGAUACAAUGAGGUAGCCAAUAACACACAAAAGGAGGAAACACUGACAAAUGUCAAUUUUAUUCGAUUAGAUUGUUCGCUGCUGAAACAUGAACUUGUUUCACACUGUAGUGCAUGGCAAAACAAACUUACGGCUUUAUUAAACGCGAAUGCAGCAGCAGAACUUAACAAUCUUUAUGACAUGUUUGUCAAGAAAACUGACAAGCUUUGUUCUCCGCCAAAAGAUCUUGAACAGCUUAGCGAAAGCCUUUCACUUUUGGCACAGCUUCAACUGGACUCUCCUACAAUCGAAGCGCAAUUUGCACCUAUACAUGAAAUGUAUGACGUUUUGGAAAAAUACGAAGUGCAUAUUAAUGAUGAGGAAAAAGCACGGCUAGAAUCUCUUCCAGAAACUUGGGCCGCAUUUUUGAAAACCAUUUCUGAAUCGGAGCAUCGGCUUCAUGAGUCAAAAUCAAAGUUCAAAACGGAACUACUCAAUGCAAUUGAUGAAUUUUCAAAACAAACUGCAAGUAUGCGAGACGAUCUUGCAACAAAGGGGCCAUUUUUGUCUAGUAUUGGGGCUGACCGUGCCAUUAGAGCAAUUACAGACUACCGCUCUGCUUUAGCCUUGGCUGCAAAUCAAGAAAGAUCCCUCAAAAAAGGACUCGCAGUUUUUAAAAUCGAGCACCCUCCCUCAAAGGACAUGGAAAGCAUAGCUGCUGAUCUUGAUUCACUGUUUCAAAUAUGGCAAACCACACAGGAGUGGAACCAGAUCUAUGAUGGCUGGAGAUGGAAUCCUUUUCUCUCUCUUGAUAGUAGCGAAAUUGAGGAUACCGUGCAAAAGUUUAUUCGCAAGCUUGGCAAAAUGGGCAAGGAAAUGAAGGACUGGGAUGUCUUUACUAGUUUGAAAGAAAGCAUAAAUCAAACAAAACGCACCAUUCCACUGUUGUUGGAUCUACGCAACCCUGCCAUGCGAGAUCGUCACUGGGGUCAAAUUAUGGACGAGAUUGGAAAAUCAUUCAAUUUUCAAAACAGUGAUUUUACUCUUGAUAAAAUUCUUGAACUUGGUUUAGAUCAACACACUGAAGCUAUUUCCAUUCUUUCAACUGCAGCAACAAAAGAGUUGUCAAUUGAGCAGGCUUUGGCCACCAUUAAUGAUUCCUGGCUUGUGAUGGAUCUUGAUUUGGUUUUAUACAAAGAAGAUCGCGGAUAUUAUAAAAUUAAAAGUACUGAGACAUUGUUUGAGUUAUUAGAAGAUAACCAGGUAACUCUUUCAUCUAUGAAAGCAUCAAAGUUUUUCUCUUCAUUCCAAGCCCAAGUCGAUCACUGGGAACGCACACUUUCUCAUGUGGUAGAAGUUGUAGAAAUACUGCUUUUAGUUCAGCGUCAAUGGAUUUAUCUAGAAAAUAUAUUUGUAGGCACUGAAGAUAUUCGAAAACAGCUACCAAAGGAAUCUGCAGUGUUUGACAGUGUCAAUACCGCGUGGGCGGAUAUGUUACGGCAAAUUCAUCAUGAUAGAAACGCUUUACGAGCAACACAUUCUCCGAAAAUUCUUGAGUCGCUUAUCGAAAUGAAUGCUCAGCUAGAGAAGAUUCAAAAAUCGCUUGAUAUGUAUCUUGAAACAAAACGUCAGGCAUUUCCGCGAUUCUAUUUUCUUUCAAACGAUGACCUGCUGGAAAUCCUUGGCCAAGCAAAAGAUCCGAAUGCGGUGCAGUCGCACUUGAAAAAGUGUUUUGAUAAUAUUCAUAAACUUGAACUCGUCAUGGCAGGCGUAGAUGGGCAUCGACAUAACGAAGCACUUGGAAUGUAUUCUGGAGACGGCGAAUAUGUUCAGUUUAGUUCUCCAGUUAUAGUUGAAGGUCCUAUUGAAAUGUGGCUUGUCGAGAUUGAAAGCGCAAUGCGAACAACUUUGCGUAAACUACUCCCACAAUGUCUAAAUAGUCUUAAAAAGGCAAAGCGUGACAAGUGGCUAAAGGAUUGGGCAGGAAUGCUCUUAAUCACAGCUGGACUAAUUUCGUGGACUUCUGACUGCACCAAGUCGCUGCAAGAAAUUGAAAAAGGAGAAAAGUCUGCUUUAAAGAAUCUGAAAAAAAAGCAAGCAUCAAGCUUAAAGCGUUUGGCAGAUCUAGUUCGCUGCCCACUUGGUCGCAUUGACAGAAAAAAGUUGAUUGCGCUCAUUACAGUCGAGGUUCAUUCGCGAGAUGUUAUUGACAAAAUGGCUAAAACAGGAUGUAGUAGCACUAAUGCUUUUGAAUGGCUAAGUCAACUUCGCUACUAUUGGGAAAAGGAAGGAAAGGACGAUGAAGAUUGUUAUAUCCGUCAAAUCAACACACACUUUCGCUUUGGUUACGAGUAUUUAGGAAAUAGUGGCCGCCUUGUUAUCACACCACUUACUGAUCGUUGCUACAUGACCUUGACAACGGCUUUGCACCUUUUUCGUGGAGGAAGUCCUCAAGGGCCCGCUGGAACUGGCAAAACAGAGACAGUCAAAGAUCUUGGAAAAGCACUUGGGAAAUUUGUAAUUGUCCAAAACUGUUCAAAGGCUUUGGAUUACAAGUCGAUUGGAAGAAUGUUUAGUGGGUUAGCACAGACUGGUGCUUGGGGCUGCUUUGACGAAUUCAAUCGCAUUGAUAUCGAAGUUUUAAGUGUUGUUGCUCUGCAAAUCUCGUGCAUACUAACAGCCAUCUCUCGCAACAGCAAAAUAUUUGUAUUUGAGGGUAAAGAAAUUCGAUUAGAUACAUCGUGUGGUAUAUUCAUUACUAUGAAUCCAGGGUAUGCCGGUCGAGUAGAACUUCCAGACAAUUUAAAAUCACUUUUCCGCCCAGUUUCUAUGAUGGUUCCAGACUCUGCAUUGAUUGCUGAGAUCAUGUUGUUUGCAGAAGGGUUUUCAAACACUCGUGUUCUUUCCAAAAAAGUUGAAACGCUAUAUCGGCUAGCUAUUCAGCAACUGUCAAAGCAAGAUCAUUAUGAUUUUGGUCUUCGCGCUUUAACAUCUGCACUCAAAAGUGCCGGUACACGAAAAAGACUAGAUUUAAACGCUCCUGACGAUGCAGUCUUGUAUUUAGCAAUGCGUGACAGCAGUCUCCCAAAGCUUACUGCCGAAGAUGUCCCGUUAUUUUUGGGUAUUCUUUCAGAUCUAUUCCCAGGUGUAGAGGCAUCGCCUAUAGACUCUACAGAGCUGAGAAAUGCAAUUUCUGAAGAGUUGAAAAGUUCAAAUAUGGUGCAAAUUGAUAGUAUAAUAUCAAAAGUAAUUCAAUUGUUUGAAACCAAAGUCAGCAGACACGGAGUUAUGAUUGUCGGAAAUACAGGCUCAGGAAAAUCCACAGUUUGGAAAACACUGCAGGGCAUGUUUGGACGACUGGAGAAAACCUUUCCAGAGCGCUAUUCCACGGUAAAAACGUUUUUAUUAAACCCAAAAGCGCUUUCCCUUGAAGAAUUGUAUGGCGAGUUUAACAUUGCCACAAACGAAUGGAGCGAUGGUGUUCUAUCCAAUUUGAUGCGCAGUGCAUGCUCAGAUGAGCGUAGAGAUCAAAAAUGGAUUGUUUUAGAUGGCCCAGUUGAUACUCUUUGGAUUGAAUCAAUGAAUACUGUUCUUGACGACAACAAAGUUCUCACGUUGAUCAAUGGGGAACGAAUUGCUUUGCCAGAGCAGGUAUCAUUGCUAUUUGAAGUGGAGAAUCUUUCAACCGCGUCUCCAGCUACUGUCAGCCGAUGCGGAAUGAUUUAUAUGGAUUAUGAGGAUCUUGGAUGGAAACCUUUUAUGGAAUCAUGGGUGUUUUCAAGGGGUGACGACCAGUCGGCUGAAAUCCUUCGUAGGCUCAUUGAAAAGUACAUUGCUCAAACUUUGGAAAUUCGUAAAACUUGCAUGGAAAUCGUUCCAGUACCUGAAUCAAGCGCAAUCAAGUCAUUUUGCAAAUUGUUUGACUGUGUAGCAACCAUGGAAAAUGGAGUAAAUCCAGAAGAUCCAGACACUUACAAUCGCAUGCUAGAGCUUUGGUUUCUUUUCUCGGUAAUUUGGUCUAUUGGAGGCUCAUUGACAGAUGAAAGUAGAAAGAAAUUUGAUUCGUUUUUAAGAGAAAUCGAAGGCCAGUUUUCUAGCAAAGAUACUGUUUUUGAGUACUAUGUUGAUAAGCAGUCCAAAGGAUGGGGCCAUUGGGAAGACAAGCUUCAAAGUGGCUGGCGAUACUCGAGUAGCCUUCCGUUUUAUAAAAUAUUUGUGCCCUCGAUUGAUACCAUACGUAACGAGUUUAUUCUGAAAUCGCUGGUCAAUAAGCGUAGUCCCGUUCUUUUGGUUGGUGAUGUCGGCACAGGCAAGACUUCACUUAUUCAAAAUUCUAUUUUGACAUCUGAGACCGGAUAUAGUCAGCUAGUAGUAAACAUGUCGGCUCAAACCUCGUCUGAUAGGUUACAAGGCUACAUUGAAGGAAAGCUUGAAAAGCGAACCAAAAACAUAUUUGUUCCUAUUGGCGGAAAAAGCUUGCUCAUGUUUAUUGACGACUUUAAUAUGCCAAUGAAAGAUGACUUUGGAUCACAGCCACCAUUGGAGUUUAUUCGCCACUGGAUGGACUAUGGAUUCUGCUAUGAUCGUCAAAAGCAAACGCUCAAGUAUUUGAACGAUAUAUUUGUGAUUGCUGCCAUGGGUCCACCUGGUGGUGGUCGUAAUUCUCUAAGUCCACGAAUUCAAGCUCGCUUCAAUGUUCUCAAUAUGACUCUUCCUAGUGAAACUUCGGUUUUCCGAAUUUUUUCCUCCAUAGUUAAUCAAAAGCUGCAAGAUUUUGAAGAGGACGUUAAACCACUUGGAGAUAUAAUUACUCAUUCCACCAUUGAAAUCUAUAAUGCGGUUGUAUCUCAGCUGCUUCCAACACCAGCCAAAAUCCACUAUUUAUUUAAUUUACGUGAUAUUUCCAAAGUAUUUCAAGGCAUACUCCGAGCCAAUCGUGAAUACUAUGAUUCCCGCGAAACAAUGACAAAACUAUGGGUACACGAAAUAAUGCGCGUGUUUAAUGAUCGUCUUGUAGACAAACCUGAUCGGGACUAUUUUUCAAAACUGCUUGAUGACAAACUAAACUCUCAUUUCAGCACUUCAUUGCAGCAGCUUUGUGGUCCAAAGCGCAAAUCUAUUUUUGGAGAUUUUCUUAAUGUUUCUGCCGACAACUUUCUAUACGAAGAAAUCAGUGAUCAUGAAAAGCUAAAGCAUUUCAUGCAAGAAAAACUUUUAGAAUACAACAGCGAGUCGGGCUUUGUGCAAGCCAAUCUUGUAUUGUUUUUUGACGCAAUUGAGCAUAUUUGUAGAAUCACAAGAGUUCUUCGACAGCCGUGUGGAAAUGUGCUUUUAAUUGGUGUUGGGGGUUCAGGGCGACAAUCGCUUGCUCGUGUGGCAUCUUAUAUUGUUGAUACAGCAGUAUUUCAGAUUGAAAUUUCAAAACACUACCGCCAUGCUGACUUUCGCGAGGAUUUGAAAAAGCUUUAUCGCACAACAGGUUUGGAUAACAAACCAACCACAUUUUUAUUUACAGAUGCACAUGUAAUCAAUUCUAGUUUUUUGGAGGACAUGAGUAACAUUUUAAGUAGUGGAGAGGUGCCAAAUAUGUUUUCUCCCGAGGAGCUUCUGGAUAUAAAGCAAAGUAUACUACCCAUGUGUAAAGCUGGCGACACGGGCGAUGCACUGUAUACCACUUUUAUGGAGCGAGUAAGACGAAAUUUACACGUAGUACUGUGCAUGAGUCCUGUUGGAGAUGCUUUUCGAAAUAGACUUCGAAUGUUUCCUUCACUCAUAAAUUGUACUACUAUUGACUGGUUUUCAGAAUGGCCAGAAGAUGCUCUCCAAGAUGUAGCACUCAGUUUUUUGGCGGAUGUAAAUCUUGGAACAGAACAAACCAAGCGUGCCAUAUCACAAAUAUUCGUGGCAAUGCACACAUCUGUUGUAGAAAUGUCUGCAAAAAUGGUAACUGAACUCAAACGCUACAACUUUGUCACACCAACAAACUAUUUGGAACUAGUCACUGGCUAUAAAGAACUUCUUUUGCAAAAACGUCGCGAGAUUGGCAAUUCAGCACAAAAACUACAAAGUGGUCUUAGUAAACUCGAUGAUACUCGCCAAAACGUAGAACAAAUAUCAGUAGAGCUUGAGGUGUCCAAAAAACAAGUAUCCCAAUAUCAAAAACAAUGCGAAGAUUACUUGGUUGUUAUUGUUCAACAGAAACGUGAGGCGGAUGAACAAGCAAAAAGCGUUUCUGCCAAGGCCGAAAAAUUGGGAGUUGAGGAGGAGGAAGUGCGUGCUGUAGCCGAAGCCGCACAAGCAGAUCUCGAUCAAGCAAUACCUGCGUUGAAUGCUGCAGUCAAGGCACUAGAGGCAAUUAACAAAAAGGAUUUGAACGAAAUUAGAUCCUAUGGCAAACCGCCACCAUUGGUCGAGAAGGUCAUGGAGGGCGUAAUGGUACUUAAAAAAUGUGAACCGACAUGGGAAGAGGCAAAAAGGCAGCUUGGAAAUCCAUAUUUUAUCAAGCAGCUGGUCAAUUUUGACAAGGAUAACAUUUCUGACAAGAUUCUCAAACGCAUUUCUCAAUACUGUGCAGAUGAAAACUUUCAGCCUGAUAUUGUUGGCAGAGUUUCUGGUGCAUCUAAAUCAUUGUGCAUGUGGGUUCGAGCAAUGGAAACAUAUGGAACCAUUUUUCGACAGGUUGCACCUAAAAAAGAAAAACUUCGCGUUGCACAGGAGACGCUGGAAAAAAAGCAAAAAACUUUGCGAGAAGCAAAGUUUAAGCUUCAAGAGAUUCAAGAUAAGCUAGUAGAGCUCAAGACUCAAUAUGACGAAAAGGUGACGUUGAAAGAAAAGUUGCGACAGGAAUCUGAGCAAACAGAAGUGAAACUAUCGAGAGCUGAAAAACUAGUUUCAGGUCUUUCUGGAGAGCGAGAUCGUUGGGAAAAAAGCAUUCAGCAGUAUGAAGAAGCGCUUUGCUGUCUUCCGGGAGACUGCUUGCUUGCAGCAGCAUUUUUAUCAUAUGCUGGACCAUUCAAUAGUGUUUAUCGUCAGUCCCUUUCUAAUGGUAUUUGGCUUGCACAGAUUAAAGCGUUAGAAAUUCCAUUUACCGCUGAAUUUUCCUUUGACAAGUUUAUUGGAAAGGCUACGGAUAUUCGAGAGUGGAGCAUCCAAGGAUUGCCCAGCGAUUCAUUUUCAGCAGAAAAUGGUAUUAUUGUAACUCGCGGUCGUCGCUGGCCACUUAUGAUUGAUCCACAAGGCCAAGCAAACAGCUGGAUUAAAAAUAUGGAGCAAAAGCGGGACCUUAAAGUGAUCGAUCUUAAGCAGCACGACUAUCUUCGGACUCUUGAAAAAGCCAUUCAAUUUGGCACUCCAGUAUUGCUCCAAGGCGUUUUGGAUGUCCUUGAUCCCAGUUUUGAUUCAAUUUUAAACAAAUCCAUUGUAAAGAAAGGUGGAAUUCUGACCAUUAAAUUGGGGGACAAAGACGUCGAGUAUCAUCCCGAUUUUAAAUUCUACAUCACAACCAAACUGGCAAAUCCCAAAUAUUCGCCAGAGAUAUUUUCCAAAGUCACCAUUGUAAACUUUGCUGUCAAGGAAAAAGGAUUAGAAGAUCAGUUACUAGGCAUAACUGUUUGUCGCGAAAAGCCAGAGCUUGAGGAGCAAAAAAAUGCACUUGUAGUAAAUGUUGCUACAGCUAAAAGAAGGCUUAUUGAGCUCGAGGAUGAAAUUUUGCAUCUACUGAGUACCGCACAAGGAUCUCUUUUGGAUGAUGAAAAAUUGGUUUACACUUUGCAGUCUUCAAAAUCGAUUGCCGACGAUGUUAACCAGCAACUAAUAGUCAGUGAACAAACUGAAAAGCGUAUUGAUGCAGCUCGUGAGGGAUACCGCUCAGCUGCGCAGCGCGCCUCUAUUCUUUAUUUUGUAUUGAACGAUCUUGGUUCGGUAGAUUUUAUGUAUCAGUUUUCGCUCGAUACUUAUAUUGAGCUAUUUGAAAAAUCGAUUGCAAAAAGCAAAAAAUAUGAAGACAUCAGCGAGCGGAUUGCCAGCUUAAACGACUUUCAUACUUAUUCUGUGUAUAAAAACACAUGUCGUGGGUUAUUUGAAAAGCACAAGACUUUAUUUUCUUUUCAAAUGACUGUCAAAAUAUUAGAAGCAAGCGGAAAGUUGAAUAGAGCCGAGUAUAAUUUCUUGUUACGAGGAGGACAGGUGUUGGACAAGGAUUCUCAGCCAACCAAUCCUUGUACUGAAUGGAUCACGGAUAGCGCAUGGGAUAAUUUAACAGAACUAGAUGCUCUAGUGGCCACAUCUGGAAUUAUCAGUUCAAUCGAACAGUCGGAGCGAGAUUGGAAAGCAUGGUUUAUGAGUAGUGAGCCAGACGAGAUUGCACUACCUGGGGAUUGGGAAAACAAACUCAACGAUUUGCAAAAGAUGCUUAUUGUUCGAUCUCUACGACCCGACCGUAUUCCAUUUUGCGCAACCACGUUUGUCGCCAAUAACCUUGGACAGAAAUUUGUCGAGCCUCCAAUUUUGGACAUGCAGGAUAUACUAGCAGAGUCAUCUCCCAAAACCCCAUUAAUAUUUGUAUUAUCACCUGGAGUAGAUCCUACAUCAGCACUGCUUCAGCUGGCAAAGAAAAAGGGUAUGACGGAGCGAUUUCAAUUUUUAUCACUGGGUCAAGGUCAGGCACCAAAGGCAACUCGCAUGAUUCAGGAUGCCUUGCGUGAUGGAGGUUGGGUAUUCCUAGCAAAUUGCCAUUUUUCAAUUUCCUGGAUUGCCACAUUGGAUAAAAUCAUUGAAAGCAUUCCCAGCGAGAAUCCACAUCCAGAUUUUCGUCUUUGGCUUUCCAGCAGUCCACAUCCAGAUUUCCCAAUAUCAAUAUUACAAUGCAGUCUCAAAAUGACCACCGAGCCUCCUAAAGGGUUAAAGGCCAAUCUUACACGAUUAUUUGACACCACCAUCACUGAUGAUAUUUUUUCGAGAUGUACCAAAAGUGAUGUCUACCAAAAGCUUAUUUUCUCACUGAGUAUGUUCCACAGCAUUCUGUUGGAACGUAAAAAAUUUCAAACGUUGGGCUGGAAUGUAGUGUGCGAAUUUAGUGAUUCAGACUUUGAUAUUUGCGAGAAUAUCAUGGUUGUUCUUUUAGACGAAUAUGAAAACGUUCCUUGGGACGCUCUCAAGUAUCUCAUUGCUGAAGCCAACUACGGAGGUCGAGUGACAGAUGAUUGGGAUCGCAGAAUACUGCGUGGCUACAUCAAUCAGUACUUUAAUGACGACGUCAUCACAACUCCGCUCUAUCACCUGUCUUCUAUGCCACAUUACUAUAUUCCAGAGCACACUGAGUUAUUUAGUUAUCGUGAAUAUAUUGCAACUCUUCCUAGUAUUGACAAGCCCGAAGUGUUUGGACAGCAUCCCAAUGCAGAUAUUGCCAGUCAGAUACGCGAAUCUGGAUAUUUGUUGGAAACACUGAUAUCACUUCAGCCCCAAAUUGUUACAAAAAGCAGUGUUAGUCGCGAAGAUACUGUGUUUGGAAUUUCGGCCGAUAUUAUCAAGCGUAUUCCCAAGGACAUUGACUUUGAAGCUACCCUGCAGACAUUUAAAAACGAAAAAAAUCCAUUCAGCGUUGUACUUUUCCAAGAGAUUAAGCGAUACAAUGAUCUUCUUCAAAAUAUUCGAAAGUCAUUAGCAGAUUUACAAAAUAGUAUUAAAGGCAUAGUAGUAAUGACUUCAGAAUUGGAAGAAACGCUCAUUGCGAUCUACGAAGGAAGAGUGCCGCCAAACUGGAGCCAGGCAUACGCAUCCUUAAAACCUUUAGCGUCUUGGAUCAGAGAUCUUAUCCAACGGAUUCAAUUUUUUGUAGACUGGUCCAAAGGAAAUGAGCCAAAGCAAUUUUGGCUUGGAGCAUUUACGUUUCCAACAGGAUUUUUGACGGCGGUGCUUCAAAAAGCUGCGCGCAAGAGUGGCAUUUCAGUGGAUGUCCUUUCAUGGGAAUUUUUGGUGGUACCAGAUGAUGAACCCAUUUCAUCAAGUGCAAAAGACGGUGUUUACAUUCGAGGGUUAUUCCUUGAAGGAGCUGGUUGGGAUAAAAAAAAUAACUGUCUUUGCGAGCCAAAACCAAUGGAGCUCAUCACACCAUUGCCAUCGAUUCAAUUCAAACCGAUCGAGGCACGAAAGAAAGCUAACAGGGGACUCUACACAUGUCCUUUGUACUAUUUCCCUAUUAGAUCUGGAACAAGAGAACGCCCUUCAUUCAUCAACUCUAUGGAUUUAAAAAGCGGACUGCAUGACCAAGACUACUGGGUGAAGCGGGGAACUGCUGCACUUGCAUCUCUUGGCUAA
Messenger RNA from Batrachochytrium dendrobatidis JAM81, 13668 nucleotides. RefSeq lists its product as uncharacterized. The record is from RefSeq and is a predicted model, not a curated record. Bases 1 to 13668 code for a protein of 4555 amino acids. NCBI's taxonomy places the organism in Eukaryota, Fungi, Chytridiomycota, Chytridiomycetes, Rhizophydiales. Gene Ontology annotation, cellular component: dynein complex. Gene Ontology annotation, molecular function: ATP binding; ATP hydrolysis activity; minus-end-directed microtubule motor activity. Gene Ontology annotation, biological process: microtubule-based movement. The transcript has 12 exons.